Molecule: messenger RNA, 1677 nt
Organism: Scleropages formosus (Asian bonytongue)
Lineage: Eukaryota; Metazoa; Chordata; Actinopteri; Osteoglossiformes; Osteoglossidae
Product: dnaJ homolog subfamily C member 5-like
Exons: 6
Coding region: 307-909 (200 amino acids)
Biological process (GO): regulation of synaptic vesicle cycle
Cellular component (GO): intracellular membrane-bounded organelle; presynapse; membrane
Source: RefSeq, a predicted model, not a curated record
GAACACGGGUCCGCGAGCCGCGGUGCGGGAGACCUGCGGCAGAAGAUCGCGCGUGCUCGUGAUUACCGCGCGCGUUCACUUGGGAUGCGAGAAUAGCUAAGAUUCCCCCCGCAAAGCGAGCAGAAGACCGAGAAACGCACACCCCGCCCCCCCCCCCGCACAGACAGCACGGAUUAGGACUGAACAAAGACCACACUCCGUGGCUGAACGUUGAGCAGAACCUUCCCUUCAGAAGAUUUCGGUGGCCCGUGUUCUUCAGCCUGGAUCUCGCUCCCGCCCUCCAUCUCAGCGGGUUGACACCGAGCCAUGUCCGAGCAGCAGAGGCAACGUUCGCUCUCCACCUCAGGGGAGACGCUCUACCGGGUGCUGGGCGUCGACAAGGUGGCCACGCCUGAUGACAUCAAGAAGUGCUACAGGAAACUGGCACUGAAGUACCAUCCCGACAAGAACCCCGAGAACCCGGAGGCGGCGGAGAAGUUCAAGGAGAUCAACAGCGCCCACGCCAUUCUGACGGACCCCACCAAGCGCAACAUCUACGACAAGUACGGUUCGCUGGGCCUCUAUGUGGCCGAGCAGUUUGGCGAGGAGAACGUCAACACCUACUUCGUGCUCUCCAGCUGGUGGGCCAAGGCGCUUUUCCUCUUCUGUGGCCUCAUCACCGGCUGCUACUUCUGCUGCUGUCUCUGCUGCUGCUGUAACUGCUGCUGCGGGAAGUGCAAACCACGGCCCCCCGAGGGCCAGGAGCCCGACUUCUACGUGUCUCCCGAGGACCUGGAGGCGCAGCUGCAGGCCGACGAGAGGGAGCCGUCGGAGCCCAUCAUGAUGCAGCCCUCCUUGGCCACAGAGAGCACCCAGCUGACAGUCAACAGCCACCACACCAGUUACCACACCGACUUGGGCUUCAACUAGAGGGCUGAGACGGAGGACGGAGGGACACGGUGGACUGGACACCAGGUCGUCCUUCAUACAGAACGAGAGGAAAGAGAAAUUGGUUGUUUGUUUUUUUAAAUCUUUUUGGCCUUUAGCAUCCAGGCCUCCCUUUUCAUACCGGGUCCAUCCACCCUGUGUGCUGUCCAGUGAACCAUCCAGGACGUGUCUGCUUUGGUGUGUGUGUGUGUGUGUGUGUGUGUGUGUGUGUGUGAGAGAGAGAGAGACCAUCAUGCUGUUUUCUUUCCUCUAAGUGCUUGAACCUCCAGCAGGAAGCCUAACUAAUCUACUGGACUUUCCUUAUGUAACAUCCCUGAGUGUGAACUUUGACCUUUGGAGCUCCAGCCCCGCUCACACUCUGUGUCUGCUGUAUCAUGUGGAACUGCUCUGUUUAGUCCAUAUUAUUUGUGAACUGCAAUGCUAUAUGUUGGUACAGGUUUUACCGUAUUAGGAAGCUAUAAAUGAGGGCUUUUAUGAAUAGGACUGCCCCGUAUUGCUUCGGGUUCCCAUAUUAUGAUGUGAUUUACAUGUAUAACUUCAUUGAUAGUUUUAUCAUUGGUGAUUUGCAUACAUUCCUACUUUCAUUACUUAUGUCCAUUUACAAAGCUGGGAUUUAAAGGUAAUCAGGGGAAGCCACCUAUUGAUCUCGCUGGCCAGUAUGAAAGGGGUGUAGCUUCGAUGCACCCGCCACCAUACACUACAUUUACUUUGAUCACUCCCCCAAUAACUGUGCCAAAGUUUCACCUGCAC